Molecule: messenger RNA, 1917 nt
Organism: Emiliania huxleyi CCMP1516
Lineage: Eukaryota; Haptophyta; Isochrysidales; Noelaerhabdaceae
Exons: 6
Coding region: 1-1917 (638 amino acids)
Biological process (GO): glucan catabolic process
Molecular function (GO): beta-glucosidase activity
Source: RefSeq, a predicted model, not a curated record
AUGUCGCUGGUGGAGAAGGUCGAGGGGCUGCUGGGCCAGAUGACGCUGCGAGAGAAGAUCGGCCAGAUGCUGCAGCUGGUCGAGUACAUGAGCGGCGUCGAGGCCGUGGCAGACGGCAGCUGGGGAGACUCAUCUCUCGGUUCGGUCCUCUACUCGGGAGGACUCCCCUCCGUCGGCUCGCUCCGAGAGCGGUCGGCGCGGCUUCAGCGCGCUGCCCGCCGCCACCGGCUCGGCAUCCCGCUGCUAAUUGGGGUGGACGCUGUGCACGGCCACGCCCAGGCGCGCGGGACGACCGUCUUCCCCCACAACAUCGGCCUCGGCUGCGCGCGUAACGAGUCGCUCGCGCGGCAGCUCGCCGAGGCGACGUCGCUGGAGGUGGCCGCGUGCGGGAUCAACUGGGUAUUUGGGCCGUGCGUCGCCGCCGCGCAGGACGACCGGUGGGGCCGCACCUAUGAGGCGUUCUCCUCGGAUACGGAGCUCGUGAGUCGGCUCGGGGAGGCGCAGGUGCGCGGGCUGCAGGAGUCACCCACUCCCGUGGCGGCGUGCGCAAAGCACCUCGCCGCCGACGGCGCGACCCAGCACGGCCGCGACCAAGGGGACGCGGUUCUCAGCGAGGCGGAGUUGCAGGCGCACUUGCGGCCGUACCGCGCCGCGGUCCAGGCGGGCGCGCUCACCGUGAUGGUGUCGUUCUCCUCCAUCAACGGCCGCCCCGCGCACGGGAACCGCUGGCUCGUCACGCAGUUCCUAAAGCGCGAGCUGGGCUUUGAGGGGCUGGUCGUCUCCGACUGGGGGGGCAUCAACAAACUGCCGGGCAGCGCCGAGCAGCAGUUCGCCGCCGGGAUCAACGCGGGCAUCGAUUUGGUGAUGCUGCCCGGGACGAAUGCUCCGGGAACCUGGAACCAAGCGACGUCGGGGCCGUGGCGGGCGUUUGUCGACAGCGUCGAGCGCUCGGUGAAGACUGGCCGCAUCAGCCUCGAGAGAAUAGACGCGGCGGUCCGCCGCGUGUUGCGAGUCAAGGGGAAGCUAGGCUUGCUCGCCGCAGACGCGGGCGGGACAGCCGCCCUCCGCCCGCCUUCCUCCAAGCACCUGGCGGCGGCGGCGGCGGCCGAACCCAAACAGCUCGCGCCUUUGGUGCGCAGCAAGUGGCACCGGGCCUUGGCGGAGGAGGCUGCCGCACACUCCGCAGUGCUGCUGAAGCAUGAUGGCGCUUUGCCGCUCUCACCGACCGCCUCUGUGCUUGUCGCGUGCCGUGGCGGUCGUUCGCUCGGCCGGCAGAUGGGCGGCUGGUCGCUGUCCUGGCAGGGGACGACGCGGGAUGAGGGGUUGGGCACGAACGUCUACGACGGCUUCCGCGCCAGAGCCGGCAGGGCAGGCUGCGAGGCGUGCGUUUCCUUCUCGGGAGUCGGCGACCGAGCCAGAUCGCCGGUGCCCAUGCACGGGGCCGACCACGCGUGCCUGGACAACCUGAUGAAGCGACGUGUCAUCAUCGCCUCGUUCGUCCCCGGCAGCGAGGGAGGGAGCGCGAUCGCCUCGCUCGUCUACGGUGACCGGCCCUUCAAGGGGCGCCUCUGCCGCGCGUGGGGCGAACACUGGUCGCUUGGCUUCGGGUUGCGUCUUGAGCCUCCGCCAGCGGCGCCGCCCCCUCCCCAGGAGCCCUCCCCGCCGAAAGUGCAGAUGUGGGUGUUCCCUUUUCUCCAGCCCCCUGUCCCCGACACCUCCCUCUCGUUGAACGUCGGGCUCAUCGGCGGUGUGGCUUUUGGCCUCGCGCUCUUGGCGGUGUUGCGCCGCGUCCUCUGCGGGGGCGGCAGGAAGAAGCAAGCCCGGGUGCCGCCGUCCGACGCGGCCGAGUGGAAGGCGCCGAACAGCUUCACUGACAGUGAUCGGCGGCACGCCAAGGCGUCCGGCUUCUCCAUGUAG